AUGUCAUGUCAAGGUGUUGUAUUCCACUACCGAGCUGGAUCCAGUCGAUACUCCCUGAACUUCAACCAAGCGAAGCAGGCGUGCCUGGACAACCACGCUGUCAUCGCAAACCCAACUCAGCUGCAGGCAGCCUAUGAAGCUGGCUUCGAUCAGUGUGAUGCUGGAUGGAUAUCAGACCAAACUGUCAGAUACCCAAUUGUCCAUCCUCGAGAGAACUGCAAUGGAGACAAGAAUGGUUUUCCGGGUGUUAGAAAUUAUGGAGUGAUGAAUCCAGAUGAGCAAUAUGAUGUGUACUGUUAUAUUGAUAAACUGCGAGGAGAGGUGUUCUUUGCAACCCAGCCCGAUCACUUCACUUUCCAACAAGCAAAAGAGUUUUGUGAGAGCAAAAAUGCCACCUUAGCUUCCACUGGGCAACUUUAUUCUGCAUGGAAAUCAGGAUACGACAAGUGCCGAGCAGGCUGGCUUUCCGAUGGAAGCGUUCGCUAUCCUAUUGUGACACCACGCCGAGUAUGUGGGGGUGACCAAUCUGGAGUACGAACAGUCUAUCUGUAUACAAACCAGACAGGAUUCCCAGAUCCCCUGUCAAAAUACAACGCAUUUUGCUUUAGGCGUAAGUAUUUCAUAUUAAUGCCCAUGACUGCAAAUCCAUGGUUAAUGUGGUAUCAAAUGUGCUUAUACCUUGACACCUUGUGCUGGUCAAUAGCAUAUCAUGAUAACUUAUUGCUUGUAUAG
Staurois parvus is the source of this 732-nucleotide messenger RNA. The record is from the annotation of a GenBank genome assembly. Lineage: Eukaryota; Metazoa; Chordata; Amphibia; Anura; Ranidae.